CCGGCUCCUCCGCCGUCCCGUGAUGCACCGCGAUUGUUGGGUGCGUCGGCAUUGGGUCCACCUGUAGUCGGUGGUGCGGCGGGGGGGUGCAGCAAGAUGGCGGAGAGUGAUUACGAGUCGGUGCUCUGUGUGAAGCCGGAGGUUCACGUUUACAGGAUCCCGCCGAGGGCAACGAACCGGGGCUACAGAGCUGCAGAUUGGAAGUUGGACCAACCUGAUUGGACUGGGAGACUCCGGAUAACAGCAAAAGGAAAUACUGCUUACAUUAAAUUGGAAGACAAGAUUUCAGGAGAGUUGUUCGCACAAUCCCCAGUGGACCAGUUUCCUGGGAUUGCAGUGGAGAGUGUUGUUGAUUCAAGCAGAUACUUUGUCAUUCGCAUCGAAGAUGGAAAUGGGCGACGUGCAUUCAUUGGCAUUGGAUUUGUUGACCGGGGAGAUGCUUUUGAUUUUAAUGUCGGUCUCCAGGAUCACUUCAAAUGGGUUAAGCAGCAGAGUGAACUUGCCAAACAAGCUCAGAAUCCAGACUCUGGACCUAAAUUGGAUUUAGGAUUUAAAGAGGGGCAGACCAUCAAGCUAAAUAUUGGGAAUGUACGGAAAAAGGAGAACUCAUCGACUAAACCACGUCUAACUGGUACUGGAAUAGGCCUACUACCACCACCUCCAGGGACUAAAACACCAAUUCUGCUGCCACCGCCAGGGUCACAAGGCAUGACACAACAACCUACACAGUCAUCUUCUACAGAAUUACUGGAAGGCUUUGAUGCCCCAAAUCCAUCUCCUGCUUUGGCUUCUCAUACUGCCACAACUGACCUUUGGGGAGACUUUGCAGCAGCAACUAGCCCUGCUACCACCCAAGUGACCCAGAGCACUCACUGGGUUCAGUUUUGACAUGGGGUAGCCUUCUGCAUUCUCCUUUGAAAUUGCAAUCCUGAGAGACCAUAACUGACAAUUCUUUUAUGAUGAGAUUCUUGGAGAUGGAACCUACUGGGAAUCCAUGGUGCCCGAGCCAGCAGGAUUCAGGACUCUCAGGCUGCAGCUUUGGGAUUUUUCAUUUCCAUCAAUAGUGCAUCUCUACCAGAAUAUCUGUCCCAUCCUUGUAACCACAGUGUUCGCAAGAGCCCAGAUAUGCAUUACCAUGUAGCAAUGCUUUUGCCUCACAAGUGAUUGGACUCCAUUUCAUAAAGGUCGAUGGGACACAAAUGUAUAAUGAAAAGAAGUUACCAUGUAUUUGAAUUUUAUUUUUUACACAGAAGCGUAUAAUGUGUAAUAAUGGUCCUAACUGAAACGUUUCUUAAGCACAUCAUAUACAGUUGUUUCACACACUGUUUUCAAUAGAUUCCAUUCCGUACAUAAUCUUCCAAUGUAACAGCUUGUGGGGUGGGGAAGGGUACUGUGAAGAACUAAUUUGUACUUAAAGAACAAAGCAUUAUAUGAUUCACUGAGGUCCCACAGAAUCACGUGCCACACUAGGAAACAUGUGCGUGACAUAUAUCUUCUUCCAAGUGGUGGUUUUGUAAUCUGUGGUGGAUUGAUGUGGGUGGUGAUUGGUGUGGUUUAGAGUAGCAAAAAACUGGGCCUUUAAAUAUUAUCUGCUUUUCUUUUCCAAAAUAUUUGUCCGCUUUGGCCAGCAACCUUUAACUUUUGGGCUGACCUGUGAACUAUUUGUGUCUGUAAAUAAGAGUUUGUCUAUUUCAGUAUUUAUACAAAUUGGAGGGGGGUGGGGGGGGGGUGGAAUUUGGGAGCUGUUAAUGUUAAUGCUGCGUUAAAAUCAGGGAAUUUCUUUAGAGUUGGAAGUGUUCCAAAUAAAAAAGUGUAUUAAAACAAUUUCUAUUUGGAUAUUUGAGAUUUUACGUUGGUUCAGUGUGCCUCACGAACAGUUACCACUGAAGCUUAGCUGCUGUUAUACUGAUGAACACAGUGAGUUAAUUUGCACCUGUAUGGAUCUACAUGCAGUGCUAAGUUGAAUGACCAACAACCUUUCUGGAUUGUUAGUUGUUGAAGGAAUAUCAGUCAGGAUAUCUGGAGAACAUUUUGCUCUUCUUUCAAUGGUACUGAGAGACAUUUGGUCCCCAAUGGAACAGAUAACCCUGAGAGGCUACAUCUACAAAUAUGCACUUCUAUAUUGGGAGAUCAGCUUAGAUUAAAGUCAAGCAUGGGAUUUGAACCCAGUAUCUACUAAUGCUGAGCCAAAUGUAUAACUAAUUGAGUUGACAUUUAGAAAUGCAGUACUCCAAGAGAAAUUGAUUUAAUUUAUGAAAAAAAGAUACAAUACCUGCAGAGGUGAAAGAAGAAAUUCCGCUGUCACCUUGGUGACAACCUUUCACUGUUUACCAGAACAUUAAAGCAAGAUGAAUAUUAAAACAUAUUGUUCCCAAAUCUCAAGAGUGUUGUGUAAGAGAAAGCUGAAUUAUGGCUUGUUAGUGUCGGCAGUGGCGGGGGGAGAUGUUUGCUAUUAGUUACCUGCCACCACAACUGCAGAACAAAGCCUCUGUCCAGGACUAUCCCCCGCACUGGCUCAGAUAACCAUUUUACAUAAAGGAGAGUAAUUCUACAACAAGCCCCGCCCAGGGACGCUGAAGGAGAACUUUACAUUCCAACAUUGUCCGCAGGAGCUCAGCUAGGGAUCAUCCACUGUUCACCUGACUCUUGAUGUUGUAAGUACUGAUUAUUCCUGAUUUAUGAUUAAGUCGGUGAUGUCUACUAUAGGAUUUAACAAGCGUUUUGUCUUAAUAUUUUUAUUUCUAUGUAACACUUUAUUUGGAUCUGAAAUAAUUAACAAGUUGCAUAAUUGCUAAAAGAUUUGGAAUAGUCAUUCAUUCAGUUUAAAACAAUUCAAAAUCCUAAACAUCAUUAACAGAUUUUUUUUUAGUGUUCAUAAUUCUGAGACCAGGGUAUGAUAGAUGAAUUGACGCAAUAUUUUCUUCCAUUGUACUGGACAAUGAUAAAAACUUUUCACUGCCUUGAAAGUUUGUCUGAAAUUUAUUUUAGAACUACAGUCUCUUUAUUCUGAUGUUGCAGUGUCAAUUGUGAACAUAAAGAGUACCUUUUCUCACUCCAACACAAGCCAUCAAAAUUUAUGUGCCCAGAUUGUGAAGAAUAUCUUGUCAGUUUUCUGUGCCACUGUUACCACCCAGCAGCAUAUUCUUUCACAUACAGUUCUAUUAAUGUCAACUACCAUCUUAUCAUUUAUCGUCUGUGCACUUGGACAGUAAGUAGGAAUUCACUGUGACAUCACUUUAUAUUCAGCCCUGACCAAAGUCCAGAAACUUUGUGGAAGUGGUCUGAAGUACAGCUGACUUUUCUUGCCCAGCUAGAUCACCCUUUCUGCUGUACCCAGUUAAGAUGAAUGGAGCUUCCCACUUUCCUGAGUCUGUAGCUUUUUCUGUUGAACUGCAUGGUUCAUUUAUCAACCUGAGUUCUAAGUGAGAUUGUGAACCAAAAUAAGAGCACAUAUUCUGAGUUUGAUCAUCUCAAAACUGUUGUAGAGCUGUGUGUGAUUGCAGUAGAAUGUAAAAUAUUUGAGUAUUAGGAACUCCUCUUUUGAUUAGUUAAAUUAUUCAAACCAGAAUUGAUCACUUAUAACCAAAGUAGCCAUUCUUUUCUGUUGAGUUGGAAGGUUGUGGGUCUCAGCCCACACCAGAAACAUGAAUACAUAAUCUAAACUUACACUUCACCAGAGUAUGGAGGAACCGUUGUAUUGACCAUAGUGCUUUUAGGUGAAAUGGCUGUUAAGAAAAAUUCCACAGUACUGUUCAGUGAAGAGCAGAUAUGUUCUUCAAGUGUUCUGGACAAGAGUUAUUCCUUAACAAAUCAUCACUCUCUUAAAAUCAUUUUUCUUAUUGCUAUUUAUGAAUCGUGUGCAAAUUGAAUGCCAUGUUGCCUCACAUGACUACAAUGACCAUACUUUAAAAUGUAACUAGUUACCUGUAAAGCACUUUUUCACAUCUAAAGUUUGCAUAUGAUGCUAUAUAAGUACACAUUUGUUUUGUCUAAAUGUAUGUAAUUUAUAAAUCUUACUCUUCAGGGUUGAUAAAUUUCAGCAGGAUUUCUGAUCAUGGCUUAAUUUUUUUAGAGCUAAUUCUUUUUAAUAAAGAAUGAAGGCCUGUAACAUAAAACUGGUCACUGUUAAAGUUGAAUAAUGUGUGUGUUAAAUCAGUUAUUAGAUAAGUUUCAAUUUUUAAAACCUGUUGAUUGUAGGAAAACUGGCAAUGAGAGGUUUGCAGAAUUGUUAAAGAGGCUAUUUUGAA
Messenger RNA from Stegostoma tigrinum, 4247 nucleotides. Its product is annotated as adaptin ear-binding coat-associated protein 2-like. Gene Ontology annotation, cellular component: clathrin vesicle coat; membrane. The transcript has 8 exons. Gene Ontology annotation, biological process: endocytosis. The record is from RefSeq and is a predicted model, not a curated record. The coding region runs from base 97 to 888 and encodes 263 amino acids. Lineage: Eukaryota; Metazoa; Chordata; Chondrichthyes; Orectolobiformes; Stegostomatidae.